Molecule: messenger RNA, 996 nt
Organism: Suillus plorans
Lineage: Eukaryota; Fungi; Basidiomycota; Agaricomycetes; Boletales; Suillaceae
Product: CRAL-TRIO domain-containing protein
Exons: 6
Coding region: 1-996 (331 amino acids)
Source: RefSeq, a predicted model, not a curated record
AUGUCACUCACGCCAGAAGAGAAGGAGACGUUGGAGGUGUUCCGCAAACAAGUAUUUGAUGAAGAAAUCAUUCGAGAAGGGGACUCUGUUGGGACGGAUGACGCAACCUUACUUCGGUUUCUUCGCGCACGCAAGUUCAAUUUGACUGAAUCAAAGAAAAUGUUGCAGAAUUGCCAACAGUGGCGGAAAACCGUCGGAGGUGAUGGGAUAGACGCGUUAUAUGCCAGACUAGAUCCUUAUGACUACCCCGAGCGGGAAGAAAUAUUCAAGUCCUGGUCUAUGUAUUUUCAUAAGGCAAGUUCUCCACUAGAACUUUUGUUGAGAAUUCUAAUGACAGCAAUCAUGAUGGCCAUCUUAGACAGACAAGGCCGACCGGUGAACAUCCAGUUCUUUGGCGGGCUAAACCUUCCGAAGUUGUACAAGCAUGUCACACCAGAGAGGCACUGGGAGGCUAUUGUUGUAAACGCCGAUUCCCUUACCCGUGAAGUACUUCCAGCUGCAUCGCGUGCUGCAGGGAAGCAUGUUCACCAAUCGAUCGUAAUUGUGGACCUCAAAGGGUUUGGGUUAUCACAGUUUUGGCAAGUGAAAUCAUUGGCACAAGCCUCAUUCCAGAUAUCACAGGAUUAUUUCCCCGACACAAUGGGUCAACUUUUAAUAAUCAACGCGCCAUCCUCGUUUACCUUUAUUUGGGGAAUCAUCAAGCCCUGGCUGGCAAAAGAGACUGUAGAGAAGGUCGACAUUCUCGGUUCGAACUAUAGAGAAGUUCUACUUGAUGUGGUAGAUGCCGAGAACUUACCAGAAAUACUGGGAGGCACGUGCACUUGUAAGGGUGAAGGAGGAUGCGACCUCAGCGGUGCGGGACCAUGGAUGGUUGAGAGGAAGGAAAGGAAAAGGAACGGGAGUACUGAGGACUCCGAAUCCGGAGAAAAGACAGAGGACGUCGCAGUGGUCGAACACAACAGUCCAAUUACCCAUACCAUAGACGCCGACAAGUAG